CAGAACUAGGCCAAUAUAGCCCACGGCAGACUUUUUUUAGUACAAUUAAGUGACAAUAAAAUAUGUGUGCACUGUAAUAUAGAAAUAUGUUUAUCUUCAUUUGUUAGCAUGUUCUUUGUGUUUUAGCUGUUGGAGGUGUCCUGAGGGGAUCUGGCCACAUUAAAGUACAGAAUUACUCCAUGACUGUCAACACAACAAACCCAAUUUAUUAUUUGCUCUCAGUAGAGGAAGGCAAACAGGUUGUGUUUAAGAUUACUGAAAAGUAUCUCUUCCCAGCUGCAUCAAUCAUUUGUCAUGAUGGCACACAGACUACUGACCCUGUGGUAGGGAAUUUUAGUUCCCAUGUGGAGUUCCAUCCAGUGUUUUCAAGUGGACAAAAUCUGUUGGUAGUUAUACAGAAUGUUGAGGGGCCCCGGCAGUUCUUGAUGGCUAAUUUCACCUCUGCACCUGCUGGCACCAACAAACACUCCACUAGUGCUGAUGACACUUAUCAACUUCAGGCACCAGCCACCAACGCCUCUAUGAACGCCACCUGGCUCAUCCUCCCAAUACCUGACAGUGGAGGUAAGGAUAAUAUAAUACUAUCAGUGGUCUUCUUGUUUUAGAAUAAAUUGAUUUAAAUAAUAUUUCGUAUUUCAUAAU
Molecule: messenger RNA, 642 nt
Organism: Lingula anatina
Lineage: Eukaryota; Metazoa; Brachiopoda; Lingulata; Lingulida; Lingulidae
Product: cubilin-like
Molecular function (GO): protein binding
Source: RefSeq, a predicted model, not a curated record